This is a messenger RNA of Dromaius novaehollandiae (emu), 12243 nucleotides long. It is a transcript of the gene RAB11FIP5, whose product is annotated as RAB11 family interacting protein 5. NCBI's taxonomy places the organism in Eukaryota, Metazoa, Chordata, Aves, Casuariiformes, Dromaiidae. The transcript is spliced from 7 exons. Gene Ontology annotation, cellular component: early endosome; recycling endosome; secretory granule. Gene Ontology annotation, biological process: regulated exocytosis. Bases 4002 to 7784 code for a protein of 1260 amino acids. The record is from RefSeq and is a predicted model, not a curated record. Gene Ontology annotation, molecular function: small GTPase binding.
CCGGGGAAGGCUGGGCGCUUGGCAGGAAGCACGGCCCCGCUCCGGGAGAGCGGGAUUAGCCUGGAAAAAGGGGCCGGGAGGACUUUCCCGGGGGUAAACGCGGUCGAAACGUGCCCGAAAACGUAACCCCCGAGGCGCUGUCUGAGCAUCCCCCCCCCCACUCCCCCCCGUCGCCCUGCCUUUAUUUUGCUUUUAUUAGCGCUGCCGGGAGAGUGGGUGGUGUCGGAGGAGUCGGGUCUGGAUUCGUGGGGCCUAAUUCAAAACAGGCUCCUGGGGGGGGGGGGGGAAGAGAGCAGAGCUGGGGGCCUCCACGAUGCCGGGGUCCCGCCGGGGCGCGGAGGGAACCGCUGGUGGAGAGCUUGCUUCUCCCUCCCGUCUCCACCCCGUGCCGCUUUCCAGGACCUCCUCCGCGGCGCUUGCUCCUGGGUGUAAAACUGCUGCCGGCUUAGGAAAAGGGCUCGGUUGCUGGCGUGCUGACCUUGUUCCCGUUUUCCUGCUGAUUUUUGUUGCGCGGAAACGUCGCCAGCAGUGAUCUUCAUCCUUGUUUUUCAGCUCAGCGGAAAAUGUUCCGUCAAACUUGGACUCUUCUCUAGGAACAAGGCCGUCAGCCAGGGUCCGGCGGUGUUUAUUAGCUGUCUCAUCCAGCUCAAUGUCACAGUGGUUUCAGUGUUUUGCCUGCGAGAAAAUCAGCUCUCGGAUGUGCGCAAGAGCAUCACAGCCUGAGAGCCCCCACGGCCUCUUUGGGCAUCCCCGGAGAUCCCAAGCCACCUCUGCUGUGCUCAGCCAUCUCCAAGGCUUGGGGUUGGCGGUGUCACAGCACGCAACAUCAGUUUACCACUUCGCGCUUGUGCCAUGUAGCCCUGUUAUUUCUAACCAGUGUCUUCUACUUCCCUGUUGAUCAAGACGGCUUUUACCCAAGGCUGUGGUCUGCACUGACGGUGGUGGGAUGGCUUUUUUGGCCGUCUAUGUUGACGAUGGUGAGAUGGCUUUUGUGGCCAGCUAUGUUGACGGUGGUGGAAUGGCUUUUUCGUCCAUCUAUGUUGACGAUGGUGGGAUGGCCUUUCCAGCCAGCUACGCUGACAAUAGUGGGAUGGCUUUUUUGGCUGUCUAUGUUGGCCGUGGUGGGAUGGCUUUCUUGGCCACCUAUGCUGAUGGUGGUGGCAUGGCUUUUUUACUAGCCUUUCAGAUCCUUUGCCCUCGUGCUUGCUGGGUAGACCUCUGGUUGGUUCUCCUCCUGCCUGGUGGUGCUGGUGCCUGGUGGAGGGCUCCUGGGCGAGAUGUCCUCCGCUCUCCGAGGGGGGACGUAUCUGGGUCGCUGUCGUGUGUCUCUAGGCAACGUUCCUUUGCUGGUCCAGUGCCGAGCUUGUCCUUCUCCAGCGUCCUGAGGCCCGUGCACCUGCUGGGCACGAUGCUUUUUUGUCAGCUUGGUGUGCAAGCACGUGGCUCCUGGAGCUGGGUCUUCAUGGAGAGCAAAAGUUAAGGCUUUGCAGCACCGGAUCCUGCGGGAUGAGGGGAGAGUAAAUGCCGGAGAGGAGUCUUGGUUCCUGGCUCUGGGUGUUUCCUGCGGUGACUUGCAAUCGCCCUCUGCUCGCUGGCUGCUGCCUCGGACGGAAGCAACGGCGGCAAGCGGCCUCCGGCGCCUCUGCAGCGGGGAGCUUCUCGUGCGCAGGCGUUCGCCUUGCAAAAUCAGCCCAGGUCUCCAAAGUCCUCUGUGCUGCAGCUCCUCUUGCCGUCCCCUUGCUCCUUCCCUCCCCGGAGGGGCUGGGACGGGCGUCUAGUGAGCUGCGGGUGGGUGAUAAGGGGAGAAGGGUGGCUCGGGGCGAGGACUUCUCGGAGCGUCGCACGUCCUCCUGCAGCCUCGGCAUCUCCCCCUGCUCCCGGCCGCCAUGGGAGCUGCUCGGGGUUUGGGGACCUGCUCGGGGUUUGGGGACCUGCUCCCUUUUCCCCCCGGCACGGCGGGGUAGAGGCUGGCAAGCUGUUUUGGGCCGAUUCAGCCUGGUCUUUGCAUCUUCUCUCCCUCCCCUGCGGCGUCUGCGCCGGGGACGGCAACGUGCAAAAGGAGGCAAUCGGGGCAGCUUGCUGCUGGCUUCCAGGAUUGGUGCCUUUUUCCGUCCUUUUCCCUUUUUCGCGUGUGUGACUCAUGCCUGGGAGUGGGUCGCAGCGUUUGCUGCCACGAUGAAUGAACAAUCGAUGCGUGAGCUAUUGCCAAAGCGCUUUUUCAGCUGGUAUUUUAAGCCGCGCGGAGCCCUUGGAGCUGGUUUCCCUUCCCGAGCGAAGGCGCCGCGUCUCCGCCGCCGUGUUUAUCCCUGGGCGUCAGGUUCUCCAUGCAAACCCUGCCGUAACGCCCUGCCCAGCUGGAAGUGGGAAAGGAUUUGUGGCAAAACCCUGCUUUUUUCUGCCCCAGGAGCAGGAGCACCAGCACCGGGGGAACGUGCGGUGCAGCUCCUCGGAGCCGGCCGCGCUUUGCAAUCCCGCAGACUUGGCCCUGGGGUUUUGGAGAGUGGCCGCAAACAGGCCGGUUCCCAAUGCCGGGUUUGCGGCUCUCUCCAUGCCGUCCCCUUCGGAGGAUGCAAACAUUUUGGAGGGCCGGAGCAGAAGCAAAUACAGCUGAAGACAUCAGGUCUCCUGCUAGUGUCUCCUCCGUUCAUAAAUGUUUUAUGCUCCAUCUUGCAGCUGCUUAAAUCUUCCCUCUCCUCCCCUUCCUCCCUGCCCUCCCUCCUCUAGGGAGCCUCUGAUUUUCAGCCUAAAUCGAUUCACAGCAAAGUCGCCCACACGCGGGGCUGGGGGACACGUGCCAGGAGCACACGUGCUUCAUCUCUGUCGUCCCCCGUAGCGAGCGCUCGCUCGAGCGGGUUGGUCACGCCGAAGCUGGCGUUCGCUCGACGAACGGGGCAGAGUCCCCCCGUUUGCAGCGCGUCGAAUUUUCUCAUGAGCUGCGGGGGUUUGGGGUUUCUCGAGUUUGUUUCCAAGCAAAUCCUGGAGGAAGGUUUGGAGAGAUGAAGCUCUUUCCAUCUGACGCUCCCGAGCCCUCUCUUCCCCAUCCAUAGGGGAGUCAGCCUGUAUUUAUUUUCCAUCUGUGCUUUUAGCAGCUCACAGGGUUCACCUUGCAAAAUAGGGCAUCCAAAACCAACACGAAACGAACCUACGCUGCAGAAAAGCUUCCCGGCGCCGGUGGGGGAAGCUGCGGGUAGAAACGCGAAGCCAGACGAGAAGCACAGAACUCCCCGGGGCCGGGUUGUUUUCCGCCCCGCGCUUCUCCACGAGGUGAACUUCCUUCUCGUCCUCGGCGCUGGGCUUCCGCGGGGCUGGCCGUGUCCCGUCGCGGGGGCACGUGCCCCUUCCCCUGCACGCGUUCCCCCUUUUAUUGUCCCCUUUUUUGGGUUGCCCUUGCUGCGCUCGCCGGGCAGCUCCUGGAGCUCUGGGCCGCCCUGGUGUCUCUGUUGCUCUCUGGGCCUCGGUAGCCUCUAAUUAAAGGCUCGCGGCUCCUUUCGCGAGCAGGGCUGACCUUGUUGCAGGGAUGAUUCAGCAGCAAAGGACAGGCUGGUGCGGGAGGAGAAGAGGCAUCGGCUCUGCGUCGGGCUCUGACUCGCUCGGGAGCUGCAGCUCGGGCAGCUGAGCGUCGCGGGGCAGGAGCCCAGCUCGGUCCGAGGCGAAUCUCGGCCUCCGGUCGGCAUCGAACGACUCUGGGAGGCUAUUGAGAAGCGUCCGACCGCAGGGCUCUGCAAACUCUCCGCUUGUGCAUCCUUCCCCGUGCGUGUCUGCGAACGCCAUGAGCUGUUAAGUGACUUACCUGCCCCAAGAACCCCUCCUGAACCAGUAAAGCACUGGGGCCAGUCCGGGGGCGAGGCUGGAGAACCUCUGCUGAAGGUGUCCAGAGCGUGUCAGACGGGUCCAUCAGAGCGAGGUGGCACAAGCUACACUCCAAGGCUGGCAAGAAGGAGAAGGAGCGUGGCGAGAUCGAAGUGAGCAUCCAGUUCACGCGCAACAACCUCACGGCCAGCAUGUUCGACCUGUCCAUGAAGGACAAGCCGCGGUCGCCCUUCGGCAAGCUGAAGGACAAGGUGAAGGGCAGGAAGAAGUACGACCUGGAGUCGGCCUCUGCCAUCAUCCCCAGCAGCAUGGGCGCCCUCGACAUGGAGGAUGACUAUGACAUUGGGGGCAAGAAGUCCAAAGUCAAGGGCUUCUUCCUGAGGAACAAGCUUCGCAAGUCUUCCUUGACCCAGUCCAACACCUCCCUGGGAUCCGACAGCACCAUCUCUUCUGCGAGCCUGGGCAUGGCCGUAAACGCUCCCGAGGUAACCAAAUCCCCGAGCAGACACAGCAGUCUGUCCACGGAGCGCUCCGUUAAAGACUACUUGCCAUCUCCAAAAUUGACCCACAAGAGAGCGUUCAGCGACGACGUCUCCCAGGUCAGCGCGGCACCGGAGCCGAAAGCGAUCCAAAGCCUGAAGCCAAAGAACGAUCCCGUGUCCCGGUCCUCUCUCUGCAUCAACGGGAGCCACGUUUACAGCGACGAGCCUGCCCCAAAGAGCCCCGUGUCUGCCCCGCAGAGCUCCGCGCCGCUGUCCGUGCCCAGCGUCCCCAGAAGGCCAGAGGAGAGCUUCGGCUUCAUUCCCCUCCAUCCCGACUCCCACGAGGUGCCUUGGGGCAUCAGCAGCUUUGAGAGGAUGCAGCAGAGAGACGAGCCCAGGUUCAUCCCGUCUCCUCCCAGCUUAGCCUUGCAAGAGGAGCUCAAGGUCUCCACUAAAGCCGUAACCCUCAGUAACCAUCUGGGCAGAGCCAAGAUGGAAGAAAACAGUCGCUUAGAGACCAAACCUACCCAGGUUGCAACACCCCUGGUCUUCUCCACGGAGGUGACAAAAGAAAAACAUCCUGAGGAAAUGAGGAAGGAAGACAAGAAAGCUAAGGGCAGUCUCUUCCACCACGGAGGCAAGAGCGAUGCGGGGAGCAAAGGCCAGGGAGAGAAAGGGGGACCCUCCCAAGGCUCAUCCGUCCAAGCGAUGGCAGGUGGAGACGAAAAAAACAAGGCCAGCGGCUGGUUUGGUUCAAAGGAGCCCAAAGAGUCUCCUCAGAAACCCAGCCUGGAAGUGUCUCCUCAGGUAGAAACCAGCUCAGAUGCUCCUUCUCAUAUUUCUCCUUGCUCCCCUGCCCAGUUUCCUCCUGCCGCUGUAGCCCAUCUCGCUAGCAUGCUUAGCACUAACCUGUCUUCCGCUACUGGAGAAAGUCAGUCUGGAUGCUUGUCCCCUACCAAUCCAUUCCUCAACUCCCUGCAGAGCAAUCCUUUCUUUGAGGACCUCCUUGCUGACCAGGUACUAAAUUCUCCUUCACCUACUCGCUUUUUCUCUAGUUUCCCGUCUGGGCCGCAUGCUUCAACAGAGGUCGCUGGGAGCUUUUAUUCCUCUGAGGAUUGCAGUCCCUCUGCCUCCCUAAGAGUUAAAGAUCCAGAGAGGGAGUCUCCAGCCAAAAGCAUUUCUGUGCCCGUUCCAGAAACUACUCCCCCAGCACAAGGAGACCUUGCUCCUCCCGAUGAGAAACCUGCUGUUCCUCCUCCCCUCUCGGAGUGGGACGAUACUUUUGAUGCCUUUGCUACCAGCAGGCUCAAACCAGAGCUGAAGAAAGAAAACUUAUUUGCUUCUGUAGCGGUGGAGGGCAUGGCUUUCAUUGACGAUCCAGAUGCAGCUAGUCCGACAGAAAGGUCAACCGACCUGGCUCAUGAGAAUGGGACAAAGGUAUUUGAAAAGGCCGAUUCCCAAAUUAUCAGUGAAAUGCCUCCAAGUCUACGGUCCUGGACAAAUUUCUCCAGUUUAGAUGUGGGGGCGAACCUGGUGAGCACAACCCAGGAAGCGACUGUGAUAGAAGAUGUGCUGAGCCCUGUGUCUGCAGGGUCGAUGGGAAGGAGGAAAAGCAGCACACCUACGGUUUGGACAGCCGCUUUUGCAUCAGGAAAUGCAGGGGAGAAGGAAGCUUCCGCACAGCUAACUGCUGAAAAUAUUGCCAGGGAGGAACAGGAUAGUAAUGAGGAAGAACUCGCUAGUGCAGGGGAAAAUGGAUGGAUGACCAUAGCUACUGAAACGGCUUCUCAUCUGUCAGAAAGUGCCCAAAAUGCAUUUGAGAGGGAGCACGGAGAUCAGGAGAGCGUGUUUGGACAACGGCCCUUCCUUAAUGAAGGCAUCUUUGAAGAGAAGAGCAGCUCUCACGCUGCCGCGUGCAUGCUUCCCAGAAGCAACUUCACCCCCCAGAAUCCCUCUGAAACGCCGCCCGGGAGCAACGUGGCUGCCGUGCCCCCGCGGGUGCUCAGAGAUGGGGCAGCGAAACAGUUCCCCACGGCACCCAAGCCGGAGAAGGCACCCCAGGGCGCUGGUAGCGAGGAGGAAAUGUUCGACAUACGGACGUCAGUCUACCGGCUCCAGGCGAGCAUGCGGCUAGAGGCUAGAGAAAGUCGUGCGAAAGUCGCCCCAGACGUUCGCGAGGGGCACACGCGCCCCUCUCCGUGGACCGGUGUCCGAGAGAGGGAGGAGAUGGCAGCGGGCUCGGAUGCGCUGGUGGCCGCGCCGCCCCCCAAACCUCCGCGGUGGUUCGCAGCCGUGGGCGGCAGAGGGGAAGGUGAGGACGACGGUCCCGACCCGCAGCCGGGGCCGCGAGGCGGCGAGGACCAGCAGGAAAACGCGGAGGGCCCGAAGGUGGAAACAGUGCUGCCGAGGGCCCGGCUGAGCUGCGAGCCCUCCGUCCCAGCAGCUCCCAGCCUGCCGGUGCUCAGCACCACGGGAACCGAAGCCGGGAGCAAUCCGGUCGCCGAGGAUGCUGACUCUGCCGCUGAGGACUUGGCUAAUUCGGAGGCGAGAGCACCCGAGCUGGCAAAACGGGACAGCUCUUCGGGGGAAAAGCUGUUUGAGAGAAGUGAGACGGAUGUGGCUGAGCAGUUUGGGACUUGCCCGUUGAAAUCCUCCCUUGAUGGAUUAGGUCCGUCAGGUGCGGAUGGGAGCUCCAGCCAGCCAAGCUUAUCUGCUGUAACUGAGGCCGCCCGGCCACAGCCGCUCGCCUCGAUGCACUCGUCUGGGCUGGCAGACGGUGCCGAGUGGCUGACAGCCCCGGAGCAGGAGCUGCUCCCCGGGAAGCCCGUUCCCUCAGGACUAACCCCAUCUUCCAAACUAGACUCCAGCCAACCGGAGAUCUUCUGGACGGCUCUGGAAGAGCCGGAGCCGGCGGGUCACCCUCCGGGUCCCAGCCAGGCCGCUCGACCUGAAAGUGGGGUCCCUGCCGUGACCAGCCACGCAGCAGCUCAGCCCUGCCCUUUGCUGCAGUCCGGUGACACACAAGCGUCAGCGCUCGUGGUUUUGCCCAGGGAGACACAGCCAGCUAAGAAGCCCUUUUUCCAGCAGACGACCAGUCCUCACCCGGUGAAACCCAUAAGCGCUGCAGUGCAAGAGGUCUCCAGUGAGAAGAAGCAGCACAGGUCCAGCCUGACAACUGCCCUGAGCAGUGGCCUGGAGAAGCUGAAAACAGUCACCACGAGCAGCGUCCAGCCCAUGGCACCGUUGUCUCAUCCGGAAAAAACAGACUCUAAGAAGUUAAAGGAUCCCACCUUACCAGACCAGUCAGCCAAGUAUUAUCACUUGACCCAUGAUGAACUCAUCCAGCUCCUGCUGCAGAGGGAAAAGGAACUUAGCAAGAAGGAGGAGCACAUCCAUGAACUGGAGAAUUACAUCGACCAGCUGCUGGUGCGCAUCAUGGAACAGUCUCCCGCACUUCUCCAGAUCCCGCUGGGGGAAGGAAAGAUCAAGUAACCUCUCUGCAGAGACCAGCAUCACUUGCCUAGAGCACUUCUCCAAUAAACAUGCUACAAACAUCCCUGCACUCCCCCCUCCUCUUACAAGAGGGCUCCAGUGGCUUAAGUUUGCAGAGUUUAGCAGGAAAGGUUAUCUGCCUCUCCCCAGCCCAAGCUUAUCCCAGCUCUGGCUCCAGGGAACUGUAGGGUGGUGGGCUGUCCUCCACCCUAUGGGGAGGAGCAGAGUCCUCCCCAGGAGGCCGAUGCCUCCUUUGGCUCCUGUCAUUGUGACCGAGCGGCAUCUUCUCAGGCACUCAUCCUGCCAGCGCUUUAAGUGGUCCAUGGAUAUUCAAGAGCCAGAAACUGGCCACCUAGCCCUUGUCUUCAUCCUGCUACUGCUGCUCUUCCUGCCCACUCUCCUCCACGUCUCUGUUCUCUGAGAGGGUGUAUCCUGGCUGACGGACAGGUUGAUAAACUGGUUGAUGCCGUAUCAAGGAUGCUUAAACUUGGUAAUGGUCUGACCGCAUGUUACUGUCCACUGAGGCUGCUGGGCAGGGCAGCUAGGGGAAGAGACUGCUGGAUGCCUUUUUCCCUUCCUGCCUCAUGUGUCAUACCCCAAAAUGAAGGGUCUCCAUCUGAAGAGCCAGCUCCUCUUUGUACCUGACCACGUGGGAGAUGCUACAGGAAGCGACAGCGCUAGAACUGGAGGCCAUAAAGAACUCAAGCCAGUGUCACUGCCUAAGUGUGAGCUGUGUUGGUACCUUCACUGCGUGCAUGCAGAUUUGUGAUGCUGCCUUAGUUACUCAGCUCAAAGCUAAAUUCAUAAUCUGGAGGAAGUGCCAGUGAUAGUUAGUUUGUGCAAGGUCAGUAUGGUAGGAGCUCUUCUCUAACACCACCCAACCCAUCACCAGGCUGGCUGGCACCAGUAUGCACUGGGGACUCCCGUAUAUAUAAACCACAGCUGAAUUUUCUACUCAGUAUUACACUCCCCCUUUCCUGUGUUCACAGGGAUUGCUUUUCACGGGCUGCCCCCUCCCCUCCGCCAUUGACUUUGUGUUGUCUUAAUACAACAGGAAAAUGCCAUAAGGACCAAAGCUAGUGGGAAAGGGUGUCUGACUGCCCAGCUAUCCAUCUCUCUAUGCAUGACAUCCUCUUUAGUCAGACAUCUGUCAAACACGUGCAGAUACGUUCUGUAGAAACUAGCAAUUCAGUAAUAGAUAUAGACCAUCUAAAAGCCAGUAUUAAUAACACGGCUGGAAUUACAUCAAAUCUACACACCCACAUCACGCCUCUGGCUUGGGCCCACCAUUAGAUGUUCUAGGCCAGCUCUGUCAGGAGUUGAAUGCUUCUUGCUACUAACUGUUGAGCAGCCAUAUCAAGCCCUCUGAUUUGCUUGGUUUAAUAACUGCAGGUGAUGAUAGUCUGAGGCUGAUGAGUGGUGCUCCUGGCCGCACAGGAGUACAGCAUAGCUUUGAUUUGGAGAUGCUGUUGAAGGGUAUGUAAAGGAAGUUGCUCCCUCUCUUGCUUUGUCAGCUUUUGGCUGGAAGGAUCAGUUGCUGUAGAACUUGAGCUGUCUUUACAUGUAAGGCAUCUUCUCUCUUCUGUAGAUCUUCAAAAGUUACUUGAUUUUAUUUAAACUUCUAUAUUCUUUUCUCAUUAUCUGUUUCAACAUAUACCGUGACUUUGAAAAAUUGUGCCUUUUGCAAUAGAAAAAGGGGAGUUUUCUACAAAAAAAGGCUUUAAAAAUCUAAUUCUUAGUUCAGUAUAAUCCAGCUUGACCAGCUUUCUUUUGUUUCUCUACUAAUUUGAGAGAAGUGUUUAUUUUUAGAAGCAGUUAGCAGAGCCUUCCCAUCUCUAAUUGCAGUUUGGUGAUUUUGGUCCUUUGCAGGAAUGCAAGUGACAUGGGAGAAACAUAUAUUAAACGAUGACAUGGGGGAAGAGCAUGGCAAAUAUUCCUAGAUAAAAUACAGCUGGAUAAAGACAGUAUUGGGUCAUGCUCAAAGUAUGAGAUUGGAGAGGGCUAUUGCAGUAAGGGGUAUCAGUUUAAAAAGAGAUUUGUCAUUACUAUCAUUGGCACCGUUUGGUCGUAUCCAGCCUGUGGACCAUUGUAUGAGAAGGAGGAUUUGUUACCCUGGAAGAUACUGGCCGUAAGCCUUGAGUUCCUAUCUGCCUUUGUCCCUAACAGGAAAGUAAACUGGGGUUUCAUGCUUCUGUCUUCAUCUUUAUGUCCUUCCUCCCUCUGUUUGUGUCUCAGGUGGGGGGGACUUACGUUCUGGUGUAAGGGCCUGAGGGAAUGUAUUUGCCCCUCUUUAUAUAAGUACCAAGAACUUCUUGUUGCCUGUACAAUCAAAGGAUCCCCUGGCCUGAGAACUGCGUUCCCUUUUUGGGUGUGUAUCUCUUGUGGAGAAUCCUUCUUUUUACCUAAAGCCAGGCAGGGAGGUGUUGUGGACAGCUGGAAAGCAGUACAGCAUUGGAAUAGCCACGUAUAGCAUGGGAAGGAAGGCUAGGAGAAGGGGUGGCCACGACAAAAGACAAAGAUGCUGAGCUGUACAGGCUUGUGUCAAAUGGACUUUAUUAAGGGGGAGGUGUAGAGCUGAAAUACCAUACGAGAGCCAGUUGUCCUCGCUGGCUCUCCAUUCUCUGCAGAACAGCUGCUUCCUUGGGCCUCUCCCUCAUGAAUGGUCAGCAGUGGGCUCCAGGCCAUCUUUUACGCUGCUCUUUCAACAUGCAAAGUAGAAAAAACGCUUUUGAGACCAAAUCAGGGUGCCAGCAGCACCCCAUUCCUCUCCCCUUGGACGCCUAUAGGGCCGGUUUGCCUCUGGCUGCUCUCGUGAGAUUUUUGUUGUGGUUGUCUCUCCUCCUGAGGAUGACUGUAUUGUAGGUGCUCCCCACACACAAGUGCCAAUGUUUUUAAGAGCUGGCUACACCUCCUCCCUGCCUCUCCCCUUCUCUCUCCCUCUUCUUCCAUUACAUUUAACUGCCUCUGUAAGCCCCUCUCUGCCUUAGUCAGGUCUCUGCCUUUUUUUCCAAAGCUUGAAUGUUUUGCACUUUAUAUAUUCAAGUUUAUCUCAGAGCUACAGAAGACUGUAUCAGGUGUAUGGCCUUUUCAGCAAUAUAAGUCUCCUUCCUGUGACCUGCUUUCCAUGCGUCACAGCAGAGCGGUGUGGUCCCUGGACUGCCUUGCACCACCGGCAUCUGCUCCAUGUCGGAUGUGGUUAGAAAGUCUGCAGAGCAAGCGGGGCCAAAAUGCUCAUGCCUCAACUUUGUAAUAGCAGAGCAUCUCCAAAGGACAGGGUGGGUCACCCAGCAGUCACGGUGGUGGGAGACAGGAUGGGUACCUUAGCUUCUCACAUUAGACAGGGGCUGUGGGGAAAGAAAAUGAGUGAUGAUGAUAGCCAAGGCUGCCCUGAUGUUUCAUGUCUGUCCUGGAGUGUGUAGACAUCCAAAGGUAUCUACGAAUGACAACUGUGUUUAGCAAAGGGCAUCUUUAAAGAUGCUGUUGGUGUUCUCUGUUUCUUCACCCUACUAUUCUGCAAUUUCUUUUUCUCCAAAUGGUUUUUAUUCUCUGCAUAAGCACAAGCAAGGCUUGACUAUACCACAGAAUAACACUGAAGGCAGAGUCUACCUGUGUAAUUUUUUGUUAAAACCUCUAAGUCACCAGAAAAGGCUGGUUUUGAGGACAUAGAUGUCCUCUCUUAGGGAACAAAAUAAAGAAUUGGGGAAAAUGUUCUAAAGUUUAAUGUUGCUCAUGUCCCAAAUUCACAUUUAGUGAUUUUAUUUGCAAAAACAGGGAGAUGAACAGUACUUUUUUCAACGUACAAGACAACACCUGGGAUGCCGUUGCUCUUUGCUGAGCCAAGCAGAUGAAAUGAUUUUAAUGAAGCUGCCUGUGCUGCUAGCAGCUUUUAAGUGGUGCCAUUUUAAGCAAGGCCAUUGCAAUAACUCUGUAUUUUUGUCUUGCAUCCUGAUCUGUCCUUCGCUUUCCACACUCAAACCGUUUCAUACGUUUUCCACAGGAUGCUGUUAGUCACAUCUGUGCUCUGCUUUCGUUGUCUGCCCACGAUUGUUUGUUUUUAUUAUUUUAAAGAACUUUGGUCAAGUGAUUUAUUUCUGUCUUUAUUGGCCCUUCUGACCCAGAGUUACAAAGAGGGACAGAAGAAAUGCCAAGUUAUAUCCUUAAACUGGAACAAACCUGAAGGGAUAUGGAUACUGAACAGUGUCUUGUAAACCCAGCCUUACGACUUGUCUGUGAAGAAACAGCAGUGUGUUUUGUGUUAUAAACGUGGGGUGGAAAAACAUCCCAAAGUUGGAGAGAAGUGGUGGGGUAUUUGGGGUUGCUGGUUUUCCUGUACUUCAUGUAUGCAGGAAGUGGGUUCUGUGUGUUUCAUGUUUUAAUAGUUGCAACUAAUGUUUAUAAAGAGCUUGUUAUUUACGUUUUAAGCACUUUAAAAAAAUAAAAGUUGUUCAAGCUGUUCCUA